Messenger RNA from Eurytemora carolleeae, 2063 nucleotides. Its product is annotated as solute carrier family 35 member C2. Gene Ontology annotation, molecular function: antiporter activity. The record is from RefSeq and is a predicted model, not a curated record. Bases 143 to 1567 code for a protein of 474 amino acids. NCBI's taxonomy places the organism in Eukaryota, Metazoa, Arthropoda, Copepoda, Calanoida, Temoridae. Gene Ontology annotation, cellular component: cis-Golgi network; Golgi apparatus; endoplasmic reticulum-Golgi intermediate compartment. The transcript has 14 exons. Gene Ontology annotation, biological process: UDP-glucose transmembrane transport.
AUAAGAAUGUGAGGGGAAGAGAACAAGCUUUUGACACCAACAAACUCAACCUUAGGUUGAGCAGACACCUCGACCCUUGGUUUAUUAACACCCAGACACUACUAGACAAACACCUUGACACCUCAAUAAACUCCCCGCGAUUAUGACAAAAGGAUUGCUGAACAGUGCUAAGGAGAAGGGGGAGAGGUUGAGGGAGAAGGGAGGAAAGAUGGCGGUCAACGUAAAGAAGGAAGUCAGGAUUAGUGAGAUCAGAACAGCCAUCAGAUCUAGGGAACUUUGGAAAAUGGCGAUUAGAACUCUUCUACUUGUUAUGUUUUACUUUGCUACCUCAAUAGGUCUCACAUUCUACCAGAGCUACCUUCUCAAGAAAAUCCACUUCCCGAUGUUGAUUGUUAGUGUUCACUUCCUGAUCAAGUUGUUGCUAGCUUGGGUGUCAAGAUUGUGCUAUAGACUGGUCACGGGCAACAUCAGGAUAACAAUAGGCUGGAGGAAUUUUAUUGGUCGUGUUGGUCUGGUAGCUCUAGUAGCAUCCUUGGAUAUAGGGCUGUCACAGUGGAGUUUAGAAUACAUUCAGGUUGCUUUGUAUACAGUUACAAAAUCAACUUCUAUUAUAUUCAUUCUGUUCUUUGCAAUUAUCUUCGGAGUAGAGAGAAAGCACUGGUCCCUCAUAUUUAUCGUGCUGACCAUCGCUACUGGCCUGAUCAUGUUCACCUACAAGUCAUCAGACUUCAACAUCAUUGGGUUCUUCAUGGUUCUUUCAGCAAGUUUCCUGUCUGGAAUACGAUGGACCCUUUCUCAGCUGAUUAUGCAGAGAUCUAACCAGGAGCUCUCCAACCCAAUAGAUAUGAUCUUCCACAUUCAGCCCAUCAUGUUCAUCACCAUUCUUCCCUUCGUCAUCGGGUUCGAGGGUCCCAACCUGAUCAAUAUGCUGGGAAAUAUUAAGGAUUAUAAUAUGAGCGAUAUUACACUUGAUGCGUCAGAGAUUGUUGCUGGUAAAUUAUUUAUAUCUUUUAUCUCUUUUUCUUACCACCUCAAACUAAGCUAUUGGUACUUACGGACUUAUUACUACAGAAACAAUGCCCAAGAAAAGGGGCUGCUAACGAUGAGCCUGGCUGUAAUCUACCAAUCUACCGAUCUAUCUGUAAUCAACCUGAUUGGUCUAAUGGUUUGUCUACUCGGGAUAUCUAUGCAUGUUCUCAAGAAAGCCACGGAGACUCAGAGGGUCAAUAAGUCUUUUGAGUAUAAGAGUGGGAGGAAAGGAGAAAUAGAUCUACCCUUGCUCUCCGACUCAGAUAUGGAUUCAGAGGAGGAACUAUACAGAGGAUCUAGUGGGGAGAAAAGGAAGUUCUCAUUUAAAGAGGAUAUACUGCUACGAGAUAACCGUGAAUGGACGAGUGUCCGGGAUAUGCAUGUCGAGAGCGCCCAGGAGAUGCAGGACAGCCAGUCCUCCUCCUACCGUCUAGAGGACAGCAUGAGGAUGGAGGAGAUCAACGAGAACGAAAACGAGGAUGCCCUGAUGGAGGCUGACAAGUUGCUACAUCAGUUGGAUCUUCUGUCCUCCAGUUAAAAUAAUCUAAACCUCGAAAGAACUGAAGGCGUAAUUCCAAGUAACCUUCCAUUCAUAGAGUUAAAUGUUCGAUUCACAAUUGUUUAAUUGUUUUAAAAGACAAUAUUUUUAGGGAACCGUUUUUUAUCGAACAUGCCAACACUCUACAAAUGUAGAGUCACAUGAAAUUACGCCUGCAGUCUCUUUAAGCUAAAUGUUUAACAAUCAAAAUUAAGAAAUUUUACUUCCAUUGUUGUUGUGUUUUUCCUGGUGUUAAUGUAAACAAACAUUAUGAAAUUUACAUUUCAUUGUUGGAUGUGAUGAAGGCCUAAAAAUGUAAUUAUUGCAUUAGUAACUGAUUGUUGUCUGCAUUUUCCUUAGCUCCUGUGAUACCUAUUUUUCAUCAGCACUUUUUAUACAUUUGCACAUUUCUAUCUUGUAAUCAUAAAAAAAUAUUUUUAUAUUUCCUUGGGAUUAAAUUGAUCAUUGGUUUGAAUAAAAAAUAUUUGGCCGCUUU